Messenger RNA from Clonostachys solani, 183 nucleotides. The record is from the annotation of a GenBank genome assembly. NCBI's taxonomy places the organism in Eukaryota, Fungi, Ascomycota, Sordariomycetes, Hypocreales, Bionectriaceae.
AUGACGCACGAAACAAGCGCAUUGACUCGAGAGUUUGAAGUGGUGGUGGCGGAAGUGUGUUGCAAGACGAACGACGGGACGCAGGACGCAGGCUCUCGACUAGGUAGUACCGGCCGGGAGCACAGAGCUACCUCAGAACAGAAGGUAGCCGAGACUGUAGGUACUAGCGAAGGAGGUAAGUAG